AUGGUCGACAGCUUUGCUGUGAAUGGUGCUGAAAGUGACAGUUCUUCUUCAGCAGAUGAGGCUGUGGGAGGGACCUCCCCUAGUAUACUGAUACCGACAGACGAAAGGUCUACAACAGAUCUUACGAGUAUUGAUGAACAAGACGAGGAUGACUACGAAAGUUAUGAGGACGAGAAUGAGCAGGAACAGGAAGAUGAUCGUGACAAAGAUGAAGGAGGAGAAGAAGUGGAAGAUGAAGAUAGCACAGUGCCUUCGGUAACAGAAGAAGGAAAAGAAGAGGAGGAGGGCAAGGAUAGCACCACGACUUCGACAACUAUCUCAACAGGGGGAUCUUCUGCGGAGACCGACACAUUUGAAACAACGGACGAAGACGGUGAAGAUACGACGCCAACAGCAACCACAACCCUAGCGCGGCUUGAGAGUACCUUGACUACAAUGACUGAGGCAACAACCAGAAAUACCCCACCAACGACAUCACGACCUUGCUUUGAUAAAAUCAACCCAAAUACCGGCAGAUCUGAUUGUCCUUUCCGAAGAAAUUUGUGUAUGGAGGGGAGAUAUAUACAGCUUAUGCGAGAACAAUGCCCUCGUACAUGCGGUUUCUGUGGCUUAAGAAGAGUCCAAAAAGCAGAACCUGGUGUUAGUUGUUCGAUCUCACACUCCUACGCGACAUCUUCAGAAGUUUUAAACUUUCAGAUCGAUGCAUGCAACGACUUGAUCAACCCUCGAACAGGACGUUCCGAUUGCCCGAAUCGUCGGCCGCUUUGCAGGAACAAUGUCUAUCAAAAAUUGAUGACGGAGCAGUGUCCUCGCACUUGUGGAUUUUGCAAUACAAGAUUUGUCAGGAGCGCCACACAGACUCAAAAGGGUGGGUAUAAGAACACCGCCCAACGCACUGAUGAUUGCUGA
Molecule: messenger RNA, 909 nt
Organism: Ostertagia ostertagi
Lineage: Eukaryota; Metazoa; Nematoda; Chromadorea; Rhabditida; Trichostrongylidae
Source: the annotation of a GenBank genome assembly